UACAAAUGAAUUCCAAAUAUACCAAGAGUAUUGAAAAUGUUAAGCCACGUAAUACACUCACCAAAUUAAUCAAUGGCUAUAUAGCUCCAGUAAGCCUUAAUGAAGCCUCAAAGAUGCCCUACACACCCGAAACACCCACUCCAACAAAUCCCUUAUCGAAUGGCAGCCACAAUACCUUUAAUGCCUUUAUUGAUAAUUUACCCUCGGAAUCGGUAAUUUCGGAAGAAAGUGUACCCUUGGAUCUGCAGGGCAAUACCACAGUAUCGGUAAAGUCCUCCUCAUCGAGUAACAAUACUACGGGCAAGGAUAUAACUACCAAACAAAUGGAUGGUGAUGAUACAGAUGAUGGCACUGAUACGAUUGAGGAGAUUACCGAGGCAAUGGAAACAAUUGAAUUAAUUGUACAUGAUAAUGAUGAAGAAGAUGAUGAUGAUGAAGGUGAUGUGGUCGAUGGUGAAUUUGAUGAGGUUGAUGAUGACAAUGAUUACAAUAAAGAAGUGAGGAAUAGGCGGACAAAUGAAAUGUUAACAUUGGCAUUAUCAGCUAACGAUUCAAUUAAUUUAUCAAAUUCCACAUACUCUUCACUGUCAUCGAUAAUCUCGACACGUACGAAUUUGGUGCAACAUCAACAACAUGGUCAAGCAAUAAAUGAAUUUGGACUUGGUAGACGUCCCAGUUGUGAUGUUACCGCAUACAACACCAAUACCUCAUCAAUGGCACAGUCGCAACAACAACUACAACAACAGCAGCAGUCACAACUAAUUGGACAAACACAAACUGUCUCAUCACCCAAUCUUUUGGCAAGUCCACUUUUACGUUUGGCAACAAACGCACCACCCGAACGUUGUAAUUCCGGUAGUUAUCUUGGGCGCCGAUCAUCGAUGACUACACCCGAUAGUGGUGUUAGCAGCCAAGCAUACAUGAUCACUACUACUACUACCGCCAGCACCAUCACCCCCACUCAUACCGCGUCGACACCACGUCCAACCUCACCCAAUGUUAAAUCAAUUGGCAUUGGUACGACAACACGUACCUACUGUGACAAAUCAGUCAAUUCAUCGCCCGUACAUGUUGUCUCCACACUCACCUCCCCCAUUGAUAAACACAAUUCCAUCAUUGCCAUUACCCGCGAACAUGCUCUCAAACAGGAAAUCGAACAAUUGCAAGAGCGUCUCAAAGACACCGAAGAACGCUUAGAAUCGUUUCGCAUACAACAUGAUACGGUCUCGCAAUUGCAUCGAAAAUUGCGCGAGAGCAACACACAAUUGCAGGAGGAAUCGGAGAUGUUGAAGCUGGAUGUCCAACAUCUGAAUGAGUGUGCAAAUGUUUUGAGAACUGAAUUGCAAGCAGCUCGUAAUGAUCGUGAUGAGGCUAUAGAAAUACAAAAGGUGGUGCAAAACGAAUUGGAAGAGACGAAAGCGGAAAAGAAAAGGUCUCAGGAGCUAAAAGAGCGCGAUGCCAAAAACAUACAAGACUUGCAGAGACAAUGUAGGGAAAUGGAGAGGAUUUUAAUGCGCAAGCAUCCGGAUUCGGUGUCGGCUUUAAUAGUUGCCUCCAAAAGUGGCGGUGGCUCAUACAAGGACCAAGAUAAUCAUAGCAGUCGUAAAUUAUUGGAACAGCGCAUUGCACAAUUGGAAUCAGAUGCCAAAGAACAAGACUUAAAAGCACAACAAAUACUUGCCAAUGUACAAGCACGUUUUAAUUCGGUACAAGCCAAAUAUGAGACACAUAUUGCUGAUUUGGAAACACAAGUUUUAAGCCUCCAGGAAAUCAAUACAAAACUUAAUGAAAAAAUUGAAUCUCAAGUACGCACCCUGGACUAUUUUGUUUCCAAAAAAGCCGAACGCUACUACAACAAUUGUACACAAACUGAGGAACCCUAUUUUGUGGCUAUGCCAGCUCCUGUUCCACCACCCGCACCUAUACUCGUCGCCGCUGAACCUAAACUUUCAAGAUCUAGUCAUAAUCGUAAGACGAUUAGCACCCAAACUAUGUCGGUGACACGAGAAAGUGGCACUAAUACUAUUGGAACAUCUAGUCAACAUUCGGCUAGCUCCAGUACUAGUAGUACUGCCAACUCGACUCCCAAUAAUUCACGGCCAAAUUCGAAGCAGAGUGGUAUACGCAAACCAAUGGCUACGGCCAGUUCUUUGACCUCAGCGGUUGCCUCAAAAUUGCCAAUUUCACAGUCGGAUUCAACUAUUUCCUUGUCGGCGGCACAGGCUGCUGCCAACGCUAAGGAGGAUGCUCAUCUGUUGGCUACUAUACGGGGAAUGCGUGUAGAUUUGGCAAUAAAAAAUAAGGCUUUACAGCGUUUGACACGCGAAUUGGAUGAGUGCAAAAAGACAAUAAGAAAAAUACAAAAGGAAAAAGAAGCAUUCAAAUAUGAAAGAAGUCACAGCACUGCCGCUUCCAGCAGCUCUUCUAAAUACAAUGUGGAACAUAUGCCAGCUAACACAGAAUCCCAAGCUUUAAAGGAAGCUCUCAAUAAAUACAAGCUAUUAGAAGCCGAUUACAAGUCAUUGCAUGAGAAGCGCUUACAAGAUCUAAAAACCCUACAGACUGCCCAUGAACGUGAACUCGCUACAUGUCACGAAACCGUACGCAUUUUACAGCAGCGUCUCAAUGAACGUGAUGAACAAUUUGCUUUGCAAAAACGUCGUAAAGUACCCGUUGACUAUUACGCUUUAAAAGCCAAGGUUUCAUCAUUGGAAAGACGCCACACGGAACGUGAAGAACGUUUGCACAUGUUGGUCGAGGCUCUUAGUAAGGGACGUCUUAAUGGUGCUUUAGAUGAUCUGCUGGCCGAUAACAACAAUCAAUGAGAUUCACUGGAAAGUCAACAAUUAACACAGCGUUAAUUAGUGCACCAAUUUAAUUUAUUUUAAUUAUUAUUUUAAUAUACAUAAAUAUUGAGAACAAAAAUCAUGUUUGUAUGGAUUACAAAAUUGUAUUUUUGUGAUAAAACAAAAAUAAUACAAUAAUAAUAAUAAAAAGCUGGGUUUUUGCUAGCAGUGUAACAUGAAUUGGAAAGAUUUGUCCAAAUAAUAAUGCUGACAUAUUAAGUUUAAUUCAAAUUAAAUUGUUACAUAAAAAAAUAUUUUGUAUUAAAAAAAAAAAAUUAAAAUUAAAGAAAAACAAAACCAAAUAUUACCAGAUAAUAAAAUUAUGGACUGAAAUUUUAUGAUAAAAUAAACUUUAAUCAUUGUUUAAGAAUUUUAACAGUAUUAUUUAAAGAAAAUGUCAAAAAAUAAGCAAGUUUUCAAUAACAGGAUAACAGCACUACAAAUAAAAGGGAUCUUAAACUAUUGGCAAACAACUAAUUAAGCAAAUAAU
Messenger RNA from Calliphora vicina (urban bluebottle blowfly), 3336 nucleotides. RefSeq names its product centrosomal protein of 162 kDa. Lineage: Eukaryota; Metazoa; Arthropoda; Insecta; Diptera; Calliphoridae. The transcript is spliced from 7 exons. The record is from RefSeq and is a predicted model, not a curated record. Gene Ontology annotation, biological process: cilium assembly. Gene Ontology annotation, cellular component: axonemal microtubule; centrosome; centriole. Bases 6 to 2825 code for a protein of 939 amino acids.